Messenger RNA from Aspergillus steynii IBT 23096, 3060 nucleotides. Its product is annotated as PalH/RIM21 family protein. The record is from RefSeq and is a predicted model, not a curated record. The transcript is spliced from 2 exons. Gene Ontology annotation, cellular component: plasma membrane. Bases 323 to 2707 code for a protein of 794 amino acids. Gene Ontology annotation, biological process: cellular response to pH. NCBI's taxonomy places the organism in Eukaryota, Fungi, Ascomycota, Eurotiomycetes, Eurotiales, Aspergillaceae.
GUCAUCGUCUUGAGGCUGAUCGUCCUGUCUCUUCCCAUCGUGUGUCCCUCAUUACUCUGGCCCUGGUGCCUGUCGACUGUUUCCAUCUAAACCCUACGUCCUAUCUCUAUCGCUCCACCCCUCCCCCUUGCUACUUAUUCUCCGACCCCGACCGUCACCUGUCUUUUAUUCCGACUAUCGGCAAUUGUCAAACGCGCUUUCAUCGGGUGGUUUCGCAAUAAUGGGGAUUUGAGGGGUUUCAGUCCGAUUGAUUCCAAUGACUUCGUGCCCUAUAUGCGUUGCUCGGACCGUGACGUGAGUCGUGCAGAGUGUCUGUUCGAUUAUGGGGGACCACGCUCGUCUGGUUGCUCGCCAGAUAUGGGCGCAACCGACGACCACCUCCGGGAAGACGUACGAGCCCGGAUGUACUCCGUUUCUUCUCCCAAGUGAUGGUGCAUUAUUCCUGAACCGCUCUUAUUCAAUAUCACUCACUGCAAAUGCGAUAUUCGAACCGGCCUGUACGAGUACGGCUACGGAGACUAGCCAUGCGUCACCGAUGCUUGACACCCGCGACCCCUUUUAUUCAUCGGUGACUCCGCAGCUCUACGCAAUUGGCUGCGCGACGGUAGUCAGCUACUUACUUGUUAUCAUCCUUCUCAUUACACCACGCACAUUCUACGUCGGCGGGCCGGGCGGUGGUGCCAAUUUUCUGGGCCGCCAUGGUAUGAUCAGCGGAUCGUACAGCGGGAACUCCUCCGUCGUUGGGGUUGGGGGUCGGCCAUGGUUGCAAAAGGUCGCCGCAAUAUUAGUCGCAAUAUCACUUACCAUCGCAACGGCGGACUCAUUCCGGGUCGCCGAGCAGCAGUAUCUUCACGGUUAUUCGGACGCGGAAGCCCUAGCGGAGGAAGUCAUUGAUGGCAUGGAAAUUCGCGUCGUGAGAAUCAUAUCCAGCACGUUCCUGUGGCUUGCGCAGGUGCAGACUUUGAUUCGACUGUUUCCACGGCAUAAAGAAAAGAUCAUGAUUAAAUGGGCAGGGUUCGCUUUGAUUGUGUUAGACACGAUAUUCAGCACUCUGGACAAAUUUCUCGUUCAAACUAACACGACGCGACCGCGAUUAUACGACGAUGCGAUCCCUGCACUCAGUUACCUCUUUGAACUCGCACUCAACUUGCUAUAUGCUGCAUGGGUCAUCUUCUAUUCAAUAUCGAAACACCGCUUUGCAUUUUUUCACCCUAAGAUGAGGAACAUUUGCCUGGUGGCCUUGCUGUCUCUCUGCGCGGUUCUCAUUCCUGUCGUUUUCUUUGUGAUGGAUAUUGCGAAACCGGAGAUCGCAGGCUGGGGUACCUAUGUGCGCUGGGUAGGCUCGGCAGCGGCGAGUGUUGUUGUUUGGGAAUGGGUCGAGCGCAUUGAAGCGCUAGAACGCGACGAAAGAAAGGAUGGAAUUCUUGGGCGGGAGAUAUUCGACGGGGACGAAAUGCUAGAGGUGACGCCCUCCGAAGAGGUUGAUUGGCCUCGCCAGAAUAACUCUGGCCAUGACCGAGGAGGAGGUACGGGUACGUCAUCUGGAUGGGGCGGCAUGAUGGGCUUAGGCCAUCGCCCCUUACGCACCAGAGUUGGUCUUCCGAACAGCAACCGCAAUUGGCAGUCUCGUCCUGUCGCCCAAAAUCAUGACACUUCGGCCGACUCUCGCCGGCGGAAUGCCGCCCGACCGACACCACCGCCGGCGGCUGUCACGCCUGUCAGCCGGGCUGAUACAACCAGUGCUGCCAGCACCGUGUAUAAUGUUCACUAUCACCCUGUUUCGAGCCCAACUCCACCCGUCGCUAUGCCGCACAUGGAAGAAGAAGAGGAGAAUAGCGACGAGACGGCUGCUGCAAAGGAACUGGCAACGUCCAUGGAGGGACAGCAAGCAAACAUGCCACAUGAUGGCCUGGAAACGCAGCAAACCAGAGAUCAAUCCCCCCAGAUCAUCAGUACUGAUCACAGGUGGCGGACGAUUCUAAAUCCUUUCAAACGCCGACACGCAGCCUUGCCAAGGGAGGUUGCUUCCGCGCAGGCGGAGGAGCAGUUUCCUUAUGCCGAAGAGGAAGAGGGCGUGGCACCGGAUGACAGCGGAGAGCAGCACACUUCACGGCCAACAAAUGACCUUUUGCCAUUUCAUAGAAGGACUCGACCUGGGUCAGGACGGCAGGGCUCGGACACUCGAUUGCCCGUCACCGUCAUUCCUGCGCGACGUCGAGGUCAGCAUACAUGGUCACCGCAGUGGUUCAACGAUUCCAGUAUCCUGGAACCUUCGCCUCGCCGACACAACACUUCGAAUAAUCGGACUAAUCUCCCGGUGCGGGUGAUACAACCACAGCCCCGACCCUCUGCUCCGUGGACGACAUCGGAUGCAGAGGGCAGUUUGGGUAAUGGAAACUAUGAGCUCCGCUACGAUCCCGAAGCCGCGGCCCUCGUGGGGUUUGACGAUCCCUCCUUUGAACCUCCAUCGACAGGGGACAUCCAUCACGAGACGGUGCGAGUGAGCGUCACCGAUGAAUAUGUGGAUGAUCUUGAUCAGCAAUCCCUUUCGGAUUCACAUCAGGAAGCGCCCAACCCGGAGUCUUCCAACCAACUCACGGUGGAACAAACAGGAACUCCAGCAUCGUCAUCGCGUCCUAAUUCUCAUCCCCCGCACUCACAUAAUAGCAGCCCCGGUGCCAGCGACAGCCCGAGGCCUCCGCAAUAAAACCAAGGACAAAAAGGCGUUGAUUGUGUGUUGAUACCAUACGGCGUUGCAUAUGGAUAAUUACUUUUCGGGUAGGGGUUGUAAUGCUUGGAUUUAGCCAGGGAGUAUUGGAUCUUUAGGGAUUGAUCUUUUUUUUAUCUUGUUUUCUUUUUGUUUUCUGUUUCCCUCGUCUUGGUGCAAUAUACAUGGCUUUGGGAUGCAAUUUGGAGCACGAUUGGGCAUUGAAUUUGGUUGGCAACAUCCUACUUGGAAAGAGGAUUUUUGGAAAGCAGCAGGAACGGACUGUACAAAAAGAUACCCCGAAUAAUUGGACAGGACAUAAUUGAGCCGGAUGAAUGAAUACAUUAUAAUUG